UAUAUAUAUAUAUAUAUAUGUAAAUAUAUAUAUAUAUAUACACACACAUAUAUAUAAAUACGCAUCUGAAUAGUUAUUUUAGUUAGUAGUACUCAGUAGGUAACAUUAAUUGGUCUGCCAAUAUGAGCGGGUUUGUAUUGCCAUCGUUUCCCACGAACGCUCCCUCGAUGGGUGACGUGGAUGAGGAGAUUAUUCGCAGGACUAAUGCAAAGGCUAGAGGGGCUAAAGCGGGUACCUUCCAGGCAAUGGGACUCAAUCCUUUGCUUCUGAAAGGUAUCACACAGAAGGGUUAUAAAGUACCUACGCCAAUCCAACGUAAGACCAUUCCCCUGGGCUUAGAGGGCCGGGAUGUGGUUGCCAUGGCACGUACAGGUUCGGGAAAGAGUGCGGCUUUCCUGAUACCUCUAUUUGAGAAGUUGCUGUUGAAGAAGACUACUACAAUGAUAAGUGAUGGAUCGAAGGGGACUGGUGUGCGAUCGCUAGUUUUGUCACCCACGCGUGAGCUUGCACUACAGACACUUGGAUUUAUCAAGGAUCUGGGCAAGCACCUACAGAUGCGGUCAUGUCUGAUUGUGGGAGGUGAUUCCAUUGAGGAUCAGUUCACCCUCCUGCACAAUAACCCCGACAUAGUCGUGGCCACCCCGGGGCGUUUGACCCAUCUUCUGGUAGAGAUGAACCUACCGCUCAGCGCGUGUGAAUAUGUGGUGUUUGACGAAUGCGAUCGUUUGUUUGAGAUGGGUUUCGAGGAACAGGUUAAAGAAAUCAGUGCGCGUUUGCCGGCUGAUAGACAGACGAUGCUGUUCUCAGCUACCCUUCCACGCACCCUGGUCGACUUUGCACAGGCCGGUCUUAAAGACCCUGUGCUUAUUCGAUUGGAUGUAGACACUAAGCUACCUGCGGAGUUGAAGCUGUCCUUUUAUUCUGUAAGACAAAACGACCGCCUUGCUCUGCUACUGCAUAUUCUCCGCACCAAGAUCAGCGAGGACGAAAAAACUCUGGUUUUCGUCGCUACUAAACACCAUGUGGAGUUCAUGCGUGAGCUGCUGGAGACGGAAAAGAUCUUGUGUUCGUACUGCUACGGUAGUCUGGACAUGACAGCGCGUAAAAUCCAAGUUGCCAAGUUUAGAAGCGGAAAAGCUCCCGUACUGAUUGUGACAGAUGUCGCUGCUCGUGGUAUAGAUAUCCCGCAAUUGGAUAAUGUGAUUAUGUACGAUUUCUCACCGAGCCCAAAGCUGUUUGUGCAUCGUGUGGGACGUGUAGCUCGUGCAGGUCGUCAUGGAAGCGCGUACUGCAUGGUGAUGCCUGAGGAGGUACCGUAUUAUUUGGAUCUAAUGUUGUUUUUGGGUAGAGAUGUUAGAAUAGCUGGUCGAUUGAACCGGGGCAAUACAGAUACAUCCGACGAUACGGAUAAUAUAAUUGGAACCGUGCCCGAAAUUCUACUGAUGGAUCUACGUGAGCACGUGAAGGAACUCCACAAGUCCAACUACGAUUUGGGAUCAGUCGCGAAAACAGUUGAGAAUGCGUAUCAAAUGUACAACAAAAGUCGACCCAAGCCGUCGUCUGCAUCUGUGCGUAGAGCGAAGGACGAGAUAGUUGGUCACCAUGUAGCAAUCCAUCCCGAUUUCCUGGGUUUGGUUGAUGAACAUGCAUUAGCAGCGAGUGAAAUACUCAAAAAAGUGGCCGGUUAUAAAUCAGCGAACACUGUGUUCGAGACCAGUCGGCUCAAGAAUAGUGCGGCGGCGGAUGCGAUGAAGAAGAAGCGACAGAUACACUCGGGGGUCAUUGAGAAGGUCAAAAAACAGAAACAGGAACGGAAAGAGAUGGAGACUGCAGAGAUUGCGAAGUUGAAUGGCAAUGCAAGACAGGGUGACAAGAAACGCAAAGCCGCAGAGAUGGAGACGGCCUCCGAUCAAUUGAUUGGGAAAAUGUUCGGUACUAUAAUAGACCCUGCCAAACGCAGCCGCGACUAUAAGAAAGAUGAGGAAACGCAUGAAGAUGACGAUGCUGGCGCCGAGUUUGAAGAUAUGCAUGAUGAUGAGGUGAAUAAUGCAGUGAAUACCGUUACCGUGAAACGGUCAAAGCGGGACGAAACAAACUAUAUUCCUUAUCAAAGCAAGAACCAUCAUCAUGAAACUGGAUUGGCCUUGGGCGAUUCGUUUGUUAUGGCUGCUAGAGAUGCUGUGGUCGAAUUCACUGGGGACGAUGAUGGUGACCUUCGCAAGCAGACUCAGAAGAAAAAAUGGGACCGUAAAAAGAAGAAGUACGUCGGCGAGGCCAACGAUGACCCAACCAAAAAGAAGGUCAAGACUGAAUCCGGAAACUAUAUCAACGCUUCGUACCGUGGUAAUUUAUACAGUGAGUGGAAGAACAAACACCAUGUUACGGGUGGUGCUGGUGAGAGCAGUCUGCCACAGAUCACCGGUGCACGUGGACGCGGUAGAGGCAACUACAAGCAGGGCAACCAGAAGCAACAGAAGAGUGAACACGUGCCCUUAAGGGGUAAGGGUCCGCAGAACAGAGUCAAGGAGGAGAUGAAGAACAAAGACCAGAUGCUCAAGACAAGGAAAAAGACUCAGAGAGUUAAGGAGCAUUUGCAAAAGGUGGAGAAAAAGAAGGCUGCCGGGAAGAGAGGCGGGGGCGGUGGCAGUAAGGGCAAAGGGAAAGGCGGCAGGUAGUACCGAUGUCCUACUUCGGACACGUACUUACGGAACUUGAACUAUAAAUGCAGAAUUAUAGUAGUAGGCGAUGGAAUAGAACUGCGAAAAGGCAAUUGCAUAGGUUGUUAUGUGGUAGUUCGUAUCUACAGACCACCGAUAGUAUCUCGUACUCGUAUACUUUUACAAAUACUUUCGACACAAAUCUUCACUGCAAGCAAACCAUUCUAGUGUUUUCUCGUGUAUACUGGAAGGGAACUUGACAAUAUAUCACCUGACAAAAUGCCUAUAUAUUUGUGUACACGUAUAUUAGUGGAUUGCAAAGAAUGCAACUGUAUACGUAUGCGCAUGCGGAUUACGAGACCAUUGAGUCAUGAUAAAUUCAAUUGUACAUACCAUGCCCUAUUUACAGUUUCGGUGAAUGCAACUGUAGUUGUCAAAACUUUGUUUGGGUCAGCUUUGAGACUUUUUGCUCAUGCCAGGGAGCGAGCGUCGCCAUGAUGCAUAUGCUCAUGGAUGUAUUUCACAGUAUUUCGUCAUAGCCUUUUUAUCCUUUUUUCUAGUGGGCUAUGAUUUUGUUCCUUAACGAGCUGGUACACCUAGAAGGGUGGAAAUGAAGAACUGCUGGUCGCCACGAGUGACAAUGUCGAGAUGAUAUAUUUGAACAGGGUAGACUUUCAUAAAUAGUUAUUGCUUGGCGAUUUUAGAACGUUGCAAGACACACCCUCCCCUCCACAAGUUUUGCUCUUGUCGACACCG
This is a messenger RNA of Sphaeroforma arctica JP610, 3413 nucleotides long. RefSeq lists its product as hypothetical. Gene Ontology annotation, cellular component: nucleus. The coding region runs from base 123 to 2675 and encodes 850 amino acids. The record is from RefSeq and is a predicted model, not a curated record. The transcript is spliced from 2 exons. NCBI's taxonomy places the organism in Eukaryota, Ichthyosporea, Ichthyophonida. Gene Ontology annotation, molecular function: RNA helicase activity; ATP binding; RNA binding.